AUGGCGGCGGAAAAUGCUGGUCUUUCGGCCCGAGUAGAGACCAUGUCGGCACAGAUGGCGACCAUGUCGGCCCAGAUGGCAACCGUGCUGGCCGCGCGACUGGAGGACCCUCCCGCCAUGCAAGGUCCCUACGCCACAAGGGAUUCUCGUCUGUCGAAGAGAGCUUCCUUGCGCAACCGCCGAGAUGGUAGAUGCGUCCUGAUGUAA
Messenger RNA from Trametes versicolor FP-101664 SS1, 207 nucleotides. RefSeq lists its product as uncharacterized. NCBI's taxonomy places the organism in Eukaryota, Fungi, Basidiomycota, Agaricomycetes, Polyporales, Polyporaceae. The record is from RefSeq and is a predicted model, not a curated record. Bases 1 to 207 code for a protein of 68 amino acids. The transcript has 2 exons.